AUGGGGGAAGGAUGGCACAGAGGAAGCGGCAGCGCGGGCAGUAGGGUCCCAUGGCGGCCGUGGGGCACAGGGAGUGCGCAGUGGGGAUCCGGGCUGGCCCCCGGUGCUCUGGGGGUGCUGGGGGGGCACCCCGGAGCUGUGUCCUGCACUCACAGGGGUGUUCCAGGGGAUGAGAUUGAAGAGUGUCACUUGUUGAACGGCACGGAGAAGUUGAGGUUCGUGGAGAGGUUCAUCUACAACCGGGAGCAGUUCCUGAUAUUGGACAGCGACGUCGGGGUGUACGUGGGGUUCACCCCCUAUGGGGAGAUGAAUGCCAAGCGCUUGAACAGCCACCCGGUUCAGAUGGUGGACACGCUCUGCCGGCGAAACUACGAGCUUUAUGCCCCGUUCACAACGGUGGAGCGCCGAGGUGAGCGCUGGGCAGAGCGCGUCCCCUCGGGCCCUGCCCUGCCAAUGACCCUGGAACUCCUGAAAUUCCCAGUAUCCCUCGAGUCUGGGAAUCGCCUCAGAGGCCGCAGCCCUCCUUGUGUCCAUCACUGGGACAUCCUCUCCCACCCAUUGACCCCCCCGUGGCUCCUCCAGCCCAUCCCAGUCCAUCCCGGUCACUCCCAGUGCUCUGUGGCGCAUCCAUCUCUGGUGAUCCCCCCACGGAAGAUCCCUCAUCUGCCUCAUGACCACCAUCAAGGAUGGAGACUGAAGCCCCCUCCCAAGGAAUGAGACUGAGACCCUUAUAAUUCUAACACAGGAUGCUGGUCUGACGGAAGUGGGAUGUCUGCCAAGUGGUGCCUGCAGGUGUGUUCACUGGACCAAGACUGGUUUUCCACAGAACCAAUCCUGAAACAAUGGGUCCCGCUCACUGUUGAGAUUGCUUUGUCCUGUUUUGGAACAUGGACUGUCCAUACCUGUUUUCAAUACACUUAUUCUCUGUUGUCUUAACCCAUUCUCCCCUCAGCAGAGGACUAUAAGAGACCCCUGAGUUAACCAAAGAAUUUGAGAUUCUCCUCGAUGUGACAAGAGGGAUCUACUGGCCGGACCACAGGGAUUUCAUCUCUCCAUUGGCAGCUAUUCCCCCCAGCCCUUCUUUUCCUCUCUCUCUCUCUAUCCUUUAUCUCCUUUCUAAUCCUUCUAUCGCAUUUGCUGUGGGCACUCAGUAAAGGUGCAUUUGUUUUGAUGAA
Molecule: messenger RNA, 1175 nt
Organism: Haemorhous mexicanus (house finch)
Lineage: Eukaryota; Metazoa; Chordata; Aves; Passeriformes; Fringillidae
Product: HLA class II histocompatibility antigen, DQ beta 1 chain-like
Exons: 1
Coding region: 1-717 (238 amino acids)
Biological process (GO): antigen processing and presentation; immune response
Cellular component (GO): membrane; MHC class II protein complex
Source: RefSeq, a predicted model, not a curated record